CCAGUGAUUCAAAGCUUGAGAAAGCUUGUCUUUGCAAAAAGAUAGCUUAGGGGAACUGUUUCAGUGCUAGUAUCCUUUUUAAGUAGCUACAUGCCGAAUACAACCGAGAUAACGACACAUAAACACUGAUCAGGAAGAGGGACUAAGCUAAAGGAAUUCGAGCAAGUAUGGCCAGGAAAUAUGUUUGCUGCUACUGAAAUGUUUCGGUCUUAGCCACUGGCAGGACUGAUUAAUUGUAGUUAGCACAACGUUUUCUGUGCAGCCUGCCUAAACAUCUGUUUUGUACAACUGUUGCUCAAUUUUCUCUUCCUUUCGAAUCACUAUCUUUGAAGCACAAAAGAAAAUCUAUCGAAACGACCAAACAAAUUACCCUAAGGGCUUCCCAAUCCUUUAAAGGAGAAUCUGAGCUUAAAGAGGGUUCUUUACUCUCUAGCCCCUUACCUCCAGCAAGGGUUCAAACUUCAACUCUUAGGCUUGACCCAAGUCCCUCCCCUUACCCUGUCAUCUAAUGAAUAUGCAAAUUAAACAUAAUUGGCAGCCAAUGGCGUGGGUUCUGGUCACAUGGUGCUGAUGGUAGGUGAGCAGACAGAAGUUGUGUCAGUGAACAGAGAGGGCUCUCAGUCCGGGGCGAGCGCUCUAGUGAGCGUGGACGGAUGCUUAGGCAGUAGUCCUGGCAGCGGCGGCAGCAGCAGGCAGUAGUGGUGGCAGAAGAGGGGAAGAGGGACGGCCCCGAGACCUACACACACUCACACUUUCAAGUUCUCCUGAAGGGAGAGGAGUUGGGGCUGCAGAAAGAGGAGGCCAGGAGCGGUCCCAUCUAUCCCAUUCCAUCUCCCCCUCUUCCUCUUGCUCCCUGGCUCUGUGAGAGUUCAGGAUUUGGGUAGCCAUACGUGGCAGCGAGGGCAAAGGGGCCGGGAGAGUGGGGACCAGAACCAAAGGUGUAGUGGAAGAUGCCCAUCCUGCUGUUCCUCAUAGAUACGUCCGCCUCCAUGAACCAGCGCACUGACCUGGGCACCUCCUAUUUGGACAUUGCCAAAGGCGCUGUGGAGUUAUUCUUGAAGCUGCGAGCCCGGGACCCGGCCAGCCGCGGAGACAGGUACAUGCUGGUCACCUACGAUGAGCCUCCGUACUGCAUCAAGGCUGGUUGGAAGGAAAAUCAUGCCACAUUCAUGAGCGAACUGAAAAAUCUUCAGGCUUCUGGACUGACUACUCUUGGUCAGGCUCUAAGAUCCUCAUUUGAUUUGUUAAAUCUCAAUCGAUUAAUAUCUGGAAUAGACAAUUAUGGACAGGGGAGAAAUCCGUUUUUUUUAGAGCCAUCUAUUUUAAUUACCAUCACAGAUGGAAACAAGUUAACAAGUACUGCUAGCGUUCAAGAAGAGCUUCAUCUUCCUUUGAAUUCUCCUCUGCCUGGAAGUGAACUAACCAAAGAACCUUUUCGUUGGGAUCAAAGGUUAUUUGCCCUGGUGUUGCGUUUGCCUGGAGUGGCUUCUACUGAACCAGAGCAACUAGGGAGUGUACCAACUGAUGAAUCGGCCAUCACACAGAUGUGUGAAGUCACAGGAGGUCGCUCCUACUGUGUAAGAACACAAAGAAUGUUGAAUCAGUGUUUAGAAUCACUAGUUCAAAAAGUGCAGAGUGGUGUAGUUAUUAAUUUUGAAAAAACAGGACCAGAUCCGCUUCCUGUUGGAGAAGAUGGACUGAUGGAUUUGUGUAGGCCGAGCAACUCAUUUGCUGCUCAACCAUGGCAUAGUUGUCAUAAACUCAUCUAUGUGCGACCUAAUUCUAAAACUGGUGUUCCUGUUGGACAUUGGCCAAUUCCAGAAUCGUUUUGGCCAGAACAGAAUUUAUCUUCACUACCUCCACGAACAUCUCAUCCUGUUGUGAGGUUUUCCUGUGUCGAUUGUGAACCAAUGGUUAUAGAUAAACUGCCCUUUGACAAAUAUGAACUGGAACCCUCUCCUUUAACUCAGUACAUCUUGGAAAGAAAAUCUCCUCAUACUUGCUGGCAGGUGUUUGUUACCAGCAGUGGGAAAUACAAUGAGCUCGGAUAUCCAUUUGGUUAUUUAAAAGCUAGUACGACUUUAACUUGUGUAAACCUCUUUGUGAUGCCUUACAACUACCCAGUUUUGCUUCCUCUUUUAGAUGACUUGUUUAAAGUUCACAAGCUUAAGCCAAAUCUGAAGUGGCGACAGGCUUUUGACAGCUACUUAAAAACUCUGCCUCCCUACUACUUAAUACCAUUAAAGAAAGCACUAAGGAUGAUGGGAGCUCCAAAUCUGAUAUCAGAUAAUUUAGAUUGUGGACUUAGUUACAGUGUUAUCUCUUACCUUAAAAAACUCAGCCAACAGACCAAACUAGAGUCAGAGAGAAUACUAGCAUCAGUGGGGAAGAAACCCCCGCAGGAGAUUGGUAUCAAAGUGAAAAAUCAUUCUGGAGGUGGCCUGGCCCUGGCUCACAAUAAAAACUUUAGAAAACUGUUGAAAGAAGUCAUAGGGGAAAGUGCACCAAGACUGACAGAACUGAAUACCAAAGAAUUUGCUGGCUUCCAAGUAGGGCUCUUCAACAAGGAUUUGAAACCUCAGACAUAUAGAAAUGCUUAUGAUAUUCCACGUAGAGGACUUUUAGACCAGUUGACCAGAAUGAGAUCCAAUCUACUGAAAACUCGGAAGUUUAUUGUUGGACAAGAUGAAGAUUCACUUCAUAGUGUUCCAGUUGCACAAAUGGGCAACUAUCAGGAAUAUCUAAAGAUGCUGGCUUCUCCGCUACGAGAGAUUGAUCCAGAUCAACCAAAAAGACUGCAUACUUUCGGCAAUCCAUUUAAGCAAGAUAAGAAGGGAAUGAUGAUUGAUGAAGCAGAUGAGUUUAUAGUAGGGCCACAAAACAAACUGAAACGUCCUGGAGAACCCACAAGUCCUAUGUCAUCUAAGAGAAGGCGGAGUAUGUCCCUGCUGUUGAGGAAACCACAACCACCACCUACUGUAACUAACCAUGUGGGCGCAAAGGGACCACUCUCAGCCGCGUGGUCCCCAUCUUGUCCAAACCUCAUAAAACCCACCCUUGUACAUCCAGAUGUCCCUGUCAUUCAUGAUGUCCAUGAAGAGAAGAUGGAAAAUGGGCAAAGCCCAGCCGAUGGCUUCUUAUUAAAAUCUGCUCCGGCAGAGUUUAUGAAUGUGGCAGGAGACGGCCUCAUAUCCAACCAAUUGGAUUCUCUAUCUGAUGACUUUACUAGUCUCAGGAAAGAUGGACUCAUUCACAAACCUAGUAAUAAUAUACUUAUAGGAGCAGCCAAAAGCUGCAGUCUUUCUGUAGAUGACAGAAAAAUCCCAGUGGCAUCUGCUUUGGACACUGUGCCAAAUUCGAUGCAAAUCACUCCUGCGAUGGCACAAGGCAUCAAUGCUGACAUAAAGCAUCAGUUGAUGAAGGAAGUUCGAAAGUUUGGAAGAAAGUAUGAAAGGAUUUUCAUUUUGCUUGAAGAAGUGCAGGGACCUCUGGAGCUGAAGAAACAGUUUGUUGAGUUCACCAUCAAGGAAGCUGCAAGGUUUAAAAGAAGAGUCUUAAUUCAGUAUCUUGAGAAGGUACUAGAAAAAAUAGAUUCCCAUCACCUUCUUAACAAUGUGAAUCAUAUCAACAGCAGAUCAUCAUGUUAAUACCAAGACAAGUGAGGAAAAAGAAGAGCUUUUCUGUGCUGGAGGAUGGAUGGGACCUUACUGAAGCCCUCUAGAAUGUUUGAGUGAAGGGAAUGACCUAACUCAGGCUAAGAAAAGGCUUGACUAGAGCUUUUAACGAUUAUCUGGAAGUAAAAUCUGGGCUUUCGCCUUAAGAGUUAUAAUUAAAAGUAUUUUUUUAUUUCUUUGUUUAUUUUUCCAAUUAGGAAAAGUGAUGUUAAAUCCAAGCACUGCUGCUCCUCCUACAGCUAAUAGAGUUCACUCAUUUGAGCGUUACCAUUCCAGACGUUUUCAGAGUGGGCAGGGGCCACCUGGCAGGAGCGCACGCCUAGUGUCUUCAUUGUGUCCCAUAGAACAAGUAUAUAGAAUUGAAGUGGUAAUCGUGUGCUCAACAGACUUUUCAACAAUUUCUAGCUGUGCCUUUUAAACCAUGCAAUAUUCAGGAUAGGUGGAAUCAAAGAGUAAAAAGCUGCUAUUAGGUAACGUAGUUCUCUCUGGGAAGGGGCAGGGAGAGUCACCAAACAAUCUACCUCCAGUGCUCUUCCAUUUUGUCUAGAAACAUUAGGAAGUGCGCCUGAGGCUGCACUAAGCUCUCACAUUUGUUCUUGCAUGUGACAACAGAGAGUCUUCAGGUAGACUUGUACAUCUUGUGCUUUGGAAGCACUAAAAGGAAAAAUAAUAUGUAUAUUUUCUUUGAUGUUUAUAUAAAAGUUUAUAUGGAGCAGUAUUGUUGCUUUUAUUUGUAAAAAUGUAAGUGAUCAAAGAGAUUUUCACUUUGCAUAUAUGAAAUAAAAUCAUUUUAUUGAUUUUCAAACUUUA
Peromyscus californicus insignis is the source of this 4484-nucleotide messenger RNA. RefSeq names its product integrator complex subunit 6-like. NCBI's taxonomy places the organism in Eukaryota, Metazoa, Chordata, Mammalia, Rodentia, Cricetidae. The transcript is spliced from 18 exons. Gene Ontology annotation, cellular component: integrator complex. Gene Ontology annotation, biological process: snRNA 3'-end processing. The record is from RefSeq and is a predicted model, not a curated record. Bases 951 to 3647 code for a protein of 898 amino acids.